AUGGGUCAUGUGCCGUGCAACUGGCGUUGCACUGUCCUUUGGCUUUGUUUCAUGGCCCUUCACUCCAGUGCAGAGGAGCCGCUUCUUGCCAUACUGCCUCCAGACACGGAGCCUGUCAGCUCAUUGGAACAAAGCUUGGGGCUUCUUCUAUCGGUUCAUGUGAAGACCCGAGAUGGCGUGUGUGAGCAGUUGUUAGCUCGAGGUUCUGAGCUGCCCGCAAAUGGCCGAAAACUGUUUACCACAACACAUGACGAUCAAGCGGCUGCGCGGGUGGAACUGUACGCUGGUGAGCGGCCUUUUUGUGAAGGCAAUCGCUUUUUGGGCAUGCUCGAGUUAGCACCUUUGCCAGUUCCAUCGUACCGGUCCUUCGUGCAGCUUGAGGUUGUUGUGCAGGUAGAUGCUCAAGGUGGAAUUCUCUGCACAGCGAGCGAAAUCGAGAGCAGGGCUUUGGGUGAACCUUUCUGUCAAGGUGAGUGGCAGGGCGAACUUUCAGACUUUAAUCCUCCACCACCUCCGAACCCAUACACUGAAGUGGCCCUGUUUUCGCACGCUUUCACGAAGCAUUUGCCAGUCCUGUUGCCAACUCGAACCAUCCGACUGCCAUGUGGGCGAGACAUCGUCAUCCGACAGCACCAGCGCCGGGAAGAGGAGCGGAUCGGAACAGGGGGAGUGCUGUGGGAGGCGGCAAUUGUGCUGGCAGACCUGGUCGGGCGUAUGACGCAGCACUUUGCAUGGAAGGGCAAGCGUGUUCUGGAACUGGGAGCAGGGACUGGGCUCGUGGCAAUAUCGCUUGCCGUCGAAGGUGCAGAGGUCUGCGCCACAGAUGGUAAUCCACGAGUCCUUGAUGGUGCCAUUGCCAAUGUUCAGGCAGCAAUGCCUUUCCCAGGUCGUGUAACUGUUGAGCAGUUCGAUUGGAACUCUGCCGCGGAUCUAGAGAAGAUUCAAGCAGCUGGACCUUGGUCUGCGAUCGUUGGGAGCGAUCUCGUGUAUCCUGGCAAUGCUGGUAGGAAAUGUGUGGAUUCAAACGAUCAGAUGCCUCCCGCGGAUCAGACCUUGAUUUCCUUGCUUUCAGCUCUCGCAACUACUGACACAACAAUCCUCCUGGCGCUUAAAGACCGUACGGGCGAGCUGCAGCGCUUCCAUGAGAGCGUUCUGCGACGCGGAGGUUGGACCAUCCACCGUUCACCACCUGAAUGGAUAAUGCCUGAGUUUCGCUCGGAGAAGCAAGUAGCAGUGCUUCAGCUUCAGCUCACGGGCAAAUAG
Symbiodinium natans is the source of this 1263-nucleotide messenger RNA. NCBI's taxonomy places the organism in Eukaryota, Dinophyceae, Suessiales, Symbiodiniaceae. The record is from the annotation of a GenBank genome assembly.